GUUCAAUCCAAUUGGUGUGAUGGCGUCCGGCGGGCAGCGUUUGCUCGGUUUCGGCGAUGCUUCUUUUUCGGAAACAGAUCAGGAUGCCAAUUCUGCGCUCACAGAGCUGGACAAAGGCCUGCGUUCUGGAAGGCUGGGCGAGCAAUGCGAGACGAUCGUGCGAUUCCCUCGCCUCUUCGAGAAGUACCCGUUUCCGAUCCUCAUCAACUCGGCCUGUCUCAAGCUGGCCGAAGUGUUCCGGGUCGGAACCAACUUUCUGCGCAUGCUGGUGCUGAAGGUGAUGCAGCAGAGCGACAAGCACCUCGACAAGAUCCUCAACAUUGACGAGUUUGUCCGGCGCAUCUUCUCCGUCAUGUACAGCAACGACCCCGUCGCCCGCGCACUCACACUCAGGACGCUGGGCAGCAUAGCCGAGAUCGUGGCCGAACGCAAGAACCUCCACCACAGCAUCCGCAGUAGCCUGGACUCGCACGACGCGGUGGAGCUGGACGCGGCCAUCUUUGCGGCUGCCCGCUUCGCCGCAGAGUCCAAGACCUUUGCGGCCAACAUGUGCGGCCGCAUCGGGGCCAUGAUCCAGGGCCUGGCCACCCCCGUGGACGUGAAGCUGAAGCUGCUCGGGGUGCUGGAGAACAUGCGCCAGGACGCCCAGACGGCCUCGGCGGUGCGCGCCACCUGCCUGGCACUCCUGCCCACCUACCCCUCGCAGCAGUUUGUCACCGCCACCCUGCGCGUCCUCACACGCCUCGCAGCCUCCUCAGUAACCGACAUCCCGCACCAGAUUGAGACGUUGAUCCACUACCUGAGCGACGACCCCAGGGAAGGGGUCAAGGCGCAGGCCCUGGACGACCUCUGCCACCUGGCGAGGGAGAGGCCGCACCUCUGGGACACUGCCAGCGUGGACGCAGUGGUCCAGUACUCGCUCACCACGCCGUACCUCAACCUCAAGUGUGGGGCACUCUCGGUCCUGGUGCUCUUGGCGCAGUCGGUGGCCGUUGACAAGUUUGACCUCCUGUCCGACGACAAGGUGCUGCGGCUGUGCCGGGAGAGCAUCUUCCACCACAACGUGCGCCUGGCGUCUGGCUCCAUUCGUCUGCUCACGCACCUCGCCAUCCACGCCUUCACCGAGGACAUAGUGACGGAGGGCGUGGACCUGAUGCAGGAAGUGUCGAGCGCCAUUGAGACGCUCCUGCUCAUCCUCUGCACCCAGGAGUCCAACGGGAAUGUGCAGGCACUCAGGGCCUGCCUCCAGUGCAUUGUGCUUCUAUGCGAGACCGACCCAGACCUGUGCAGCCAGUUUGUGGAUGUCCUCGGAUCCUUCCUAUCUUUCUGGUCCGGGGCGGCCAUGUUGUCGGUGUGCGAGGGGCUGUGUGCCCUGGGCAGCCGUCGGUGCGGGGUGCUGAGCCGCAUCGAGCCCAGGAUCAAGACCCUUCUCAGGUCGCAGGCCGGCGGGCAGCAGCCGGAACCCAAGGCCCUCGUGCUGCUCUGGACCCUUGCCCUGCAGGCCGGGGUGGACCGGGGUCCCCCCAUGACCCCCAGCUGCCCCCUCGACCCAUGGAGCGCGUACAGGGUGGCCAGGCAGGCCACCCGCUACGGACACUUCUCCACCGCAGCACCCCUCUUCGCCUCCCUGGCCAACAAGGUGAGCUCGGAACACCUGCACUUCUGGCUGGUGAGUCUGGGCGAGCUGUCCAAGGCCGAGGAGAGCCUGACGAGCAGACGGACGGGUGCAGACGCCAGCCAGGGACUGACGGCCGCCCUCACCCACUACGUGCGGGGCGUCUCCGCUCUCAAGGCGGCCACAACCCCCGGCCACUCGCUGCAGUUCCAGGCGGAGUAUGUGCGCCUGCGCUGCGAGACGGUGCGUGCGCACGGGCAGCUGGUCCAGGCGUGCGCCUGCCUGCGCACUGCACCACCCCCAGCCAUCGCUGGCUCCGUCGCCACCGCCACCCGCGACGAGCUCCAGAAGUGCGGACGUGUCGUAGCGCAGCUGCGGAAGUGCUCGCGCGACUUCCGAGCAUUGGCUGACCAGUACGGAGUUCUCUACCAGACCCUGUUUGAUGCCGACCAGGGAACUCUUCGCAACGUUCAGCUGCUGCAGCAAAAUUCCCUGCUAAUCAUGCAAGCCAUCGACCGCAUCUCGCAGUACAACCAAGGCAUCAGCCUGAGCGACGAAGGGGUGGUGUGGCUGGAGCAGCAGAAUGGGACGCUGUCGCUGAGCGAGCACCGCCUCCUCGAGGCUGCACACCGGGCCCUGGUCUGGUUCAGGGACCUGCGCCAGGACAACAACCUCACCCCUCAGCAAGUCCAGGUGGUGGAGCGGAUCAGCCAGGAACUGGUGCUGGUGCCCCUGUGCUUGCCCCGAUACUUCUUCCAGUCACUCCAGUCCACCAGCAUCAAGCUGGCGGUGUCCCCGCAGCAGAAGGCGUCGGGGGACCCCCUGUUCCUGGCGCACCAGAGCCAGCUGGCGCUGCGGGUGGAGGGGGUGGUGCAGCACGGUGCCAGGGGCCCCAACCGGGCGCCCUUCCGCUCCGUGCACAAGGUGCUCGUCACCGUCACCACCGCCCCCGGCCUGCCCAACGCCGCCGGGACGUCCGCACAGCGGGGUGUACCCCAAGAUUCCAAGGGCUCGUCGGCGGACGGACUGCUGCUGAGCGAGUCGGCGAGUCCGCACAACGACUACUUCCAGGCGCAGUUCUUGCUCUGCCUGCCCGCCCCGGGCCUGCACACGGUCACGGUGGACACAUCGGUUCUGGACGCCCAGCACAGCCUCUGGAAGACCGGGCCGCAGGUCUCCCUCACGGUCAAGUGUCACGACGACGCCAAGCCAAGCUCCUCCUCCACCGCGUCUACGGCAGCGACACAAGGCAUGGUGCCGGCCGUGCGACCUCCGCCGCCACCGCCACCCAGUUUCCCGGGUGGCACGCGCGUCGCCUGAAUGACACAUUCUGUACAGCGUCGACCUCUGAAGGACCGUUCACACUUGCCUUUGCAUAUACUAUUAAGUUCUCGCACUCUCUUAUGACGAGAGAACACGCUGGCACCAUUAUGAUGCGAACCUGAAACCACGUUUCACUAGAGCGAUGGUUUUGCGGCAUUUAAGCUCUAACGUAUGGUUUUCGAGUCAAAAAGAAAAUGAUGCGCAAAAAACUAGGAAACAUAGAGAAAUGACCAGAGUUCCGUGGCUACCCGACACAUGGUGCCUGUGUGUUCUCUCGUAAGAGAUCCAAAAGUUUGGCACUUGGUCCAAAGGAGUCGCAUGUGUUCGUGAGUGACGAUCUGCUAGGGGCACCUCCCGUCUUCAACAAGUGCCAAGUUCUGCGGAGCAUACGGCGUGCGGUGCCAGUGGCGUAGUCGGUGUUCCCGAGAGAUAGAACGGGAAAGAGAGUGACGGAAGAGCGGAAAAAGAAAGUAGACGAUAGUUUGGGCGCGUCCAUUUUGCCAUGACAACUCGAAGGUUUUUCUACGUGGGACGCCGGUGUUUUUCACUAAGUAAGUACGAAGUAAAUCUAGAAAAGCACUAGGUGCAGACCUUGCAAGUGAUGUUUUAAGGCUUCUUUGUGCGAACGUGUGAAUCAGCCUUUGUCUAGGGCAUUCUAUUGGGCUGUGUCUCGCAUUAAACUGUUUUCUACGGUGUUGAAUAAGGUAAGUUGCCUGAAUGUGAACUCUUUGAACAUUGCAGGAAAAAUAUAGAGCGAAUGGUGCGUGCAAGUGCUUUUGCCGCUCGAUAAGGACGGAAUCUUUUGAACUAUGUGAUGAAAUUUGACGUUGUGAGCUGCAUUACUUUUUUCCUGUCUGGUGCAGCAUUCAAUUAAAUAACUACUCAACCACCGAA
Messenger RNA from Ixodes scapularis (black-legged tick), 3832 nucleotides. RefSeq names its product integrator complex subunit 7 (gene INTS7). Gene Ontology annotation, cellular component: integrator complex. Lineage: Eukaryota; Metazoa; Arthropoda; Arachnida; Ixodida; Ixodidae. The transcript is spliced from 20 exons. The coding region runs from base 20 to 2935 and encodes 971 amino acids. The record is from RefSeq and is a predicted model, not a curated record. Gene Ontology annotation, biological process: snRNA 3'-end processing.